AUGUCCCAACUGUAAACUUAGAUUGGUCAACCUGAUAAGUAUAACUUAACAAAUAACCCAUAUGAAUUUGAAGAAGCUUAAAAACUACUUAAAUAAAUGGAACUAGAGUAAAUGAAUCAUAUGGGCAACGAUUACAUUAGGAAAUCAGUGUCAACAGCUAAGAAUGAUUUUGAUAGAAUUAGGAAAGAAUUGCGUAGAAUAUAGAAUUUAAAAGCAGCAGAGAAGUUUAAAAAUAAAGAUCAAUUCGAGAUUAAAUCAUUGAAUUUUUACCCAAUCAGCUAAUUAUUGUUGAACUAAUCUGAUCCAAUUUAAUAGGAAAUGGAGAGAAUCGAAUAGAAAUAGGAAAGAAUGAUUAGAUAAAACAAUAGGUAGCUAGAUAAUGCCAAGCAAGUUGCUCUGGCUUGUGAGGAUGAGGCAAACACGAUCAAAAUUAACCUGGCUGCCUAGUCUGAUAAAAUGCAAAACUCAGUACUUAGAAACCUUAUGAGCAUCUAGGGACAAACAAGCAUAGCAAAUAGGUUACUGACAACGAUUAAAAAAGAGAGACUUAAGAAUAGAAUCAUACUUUACUUAGUGUUUGGUGUAAUCAUAUUAGCUAUCAUAUUCAUUCUCUACAAUAUGAUAUUCUGA
This is a messenger RNA of Stylonychia lemnae, 630 nucleotides long. The record is from the annotation of a GenBank genome assembly. NCBI's taxonomy places the organism in Eukaryota, Ciliophora, Spirotrichea, Sporadotrichida, Oxytrichidae.